CUGAGGCAGGCUGCCUGCCGUGCCAUGUAACAAGUCGCAAGAGCAGGGAAACCGGCAAGGCAGACAGACGUCAUACGUCUCGCCGCAUUUAUAUACGUAUCCAGCUUCAUCGACGAGCUGAUCACCAUUCUUUGCCGCAUUGAACCCCUCGACAAGGCAGACCGCUCCAGAAAAUGGCAUCCACAGCCACCGUUGUUUCUGUUUUCGCGGGCCUCGUGGCCUUGCUUGCUGCCUACGCCUACUUCUUCGGCAUCUCGCCCGCCGUCAAACGCCAGAUGGAGGAGAAGGCGCUGAAGACGAUGGGGGAGAACAAAGCAUCCUACCUCGUCAAAGACCAAGUCAACAAGCUGCCUGCCUCGGAUCAAAAAGAUGUGAAAGAAGUCAAGAAGGGUCUGGGCAAUCUGGCCGGUGGUUCUCUCCAGAACCCCGUGGGCAAGUUUGCUGGCGACACUGCAGACGAAGCCACGCGUCCUUUGACCGGCCGUUGAGCAGAGAUUGGGUGCAGGAUUCUAAGCGGCGUUGGAUUUUUCCAAUCCCUCGUUGUUGGCUGGUACACGUAGCAGCCAUGAAGCUAGCUUUACGAUGACAAUGACAGACACGAAACGACGAAUUUUCCACUCUGCUCUUUGAGUUAUCGUCUGGAUUAUCAG
This is a messenger RNA of Aplosporella prunicola CBS 121167, 650 nucleotides long. RefSeq lists its product as uncharacterized. The transcript has 2 exons. Lineage: Eukaryota; Fungi; Ascomycota; Dothideomycetes; Botryosphaeriales; Aplosporellaceae. The record is from RefSeq and is a predicted model, not a curated record. The coding region runs from base 174 to 488 and encodes 104 amino acids.